This is a messenger RNA of Moneuplotes crassus, 1721 nucleotides long. Lineage: Eukaryota; Ciliophora; Spirotrichea; Euplotida; Euplotidae. The record is from the annotation of a GenBank genome assembly.
AUUCAUCAUGAACGAUUCAAUUCAAAAUGAAUUAGAGACGCCGUUCUUGAACGGAAAGGUCAACAGCACGACUGUCGAGCGGGAUCUCCAGUUAGUAAAGAUGUACAAAGAACUAGAGCAUAGCUACAGCUGGAAGAUCAUUUUUUACAUGAAUGUGUUCCUGGCUUGUGUCUCCUUCUCAAUAGUUCUUCCCUCUCUAUGGCCAUAUCUCCAGAGAUUCGGCGCUGAUGAGAACUUCUUAGCUAUGGUGCUGGCUAUCUACUCUAUCGGAGAGUUCCUCGGAUCAAUCAUUUGGGGAUAUGUGCAUAAUGCAUCCUCAAUGAAAUUCUCUCUCUACACUUGCAUAGGAGCUGGCUUUGUAGGGUCUUUGCUAUACUCCUUCGGUGGAUACUUCAUUGGAUGGGGUAAGUGGUUGGUUUUCCUUGGAAGAUUCAUUCAAGGACUUUGGACAGGAGGGCAGCAAACAAUCGAACAAGCCUAUAUCACUGAAUGCAUUGAUAAAGAUGAAAACCUCAAUAUGAUAGCUGACCUAGGGGCAUCUGCAGUGCUUGGAUUUAUCCUCGGUCCAGUAAUUGGCCUCAUUUGUGGGUUCAUCAAUUUCAGAGUUGGAUCAUUCUAUGUUGACGAGCAUACGUCAAAUGGAUACUUCCAGGCUAUCUUCACAAUUAUAAUGUUCUUGGGAACUAUAUUCUUAUUUACAGAAAUCCCCAGAGAAUAUCGGAGAGGACUACAAGAUGAAGAGGAAGAUGAAGAAGAUGAUGAAGAUGUUAGUGUUGACGAAGAAGAAGAGUAUGAUGAAGAUAUCGCCAAGAUUCUUCACCAAGAUCCUGAAGAGGCUACAUACCAUAUCCUUGACGAUCAACAAAAGAGUUUCCUUUCAAAACUCAAGCCUAAUCAAACAGGAGUUGUAGUGUGUUUGUUAAUUUUCUUGAUACAUUUCAAUGGUUUUGCUGUACAAGAGACUGUCAUGACUCCAAUUUCCACAGAUGUUGUCCACAAGUACACUAACACCCUAGACUAUCCAGAGAGCUUUGCUUAUAUUUUAUUUGCUUGUAGUGGAUUCUUGUCCUUACUAACUUUCCUUGCCCUCAAAAAAAUCAACACAUGGACAUCAGACAAAAAUUUUGUCCUCAUUAGCUCAAUUAUGGGUUUAGUUGGAUACUUCUUGCUUCUUGAUUUCUCCCCUGGGAUAAUCGAACCAGCAAGAUUUGUGAUUGGUUUCUGUAUAAUCAGUGUGACUUUCCCUCUAGGGAGAGGAGUGACUCUCUCACUCUUCUCCAAGCUGAUUGGAAAGCACAAAGCUGGAGUUUACAUGGGAUACAUGUUGGCUGUAGGAGCCAUUUCCAGAAUUAUCGGACCAUUCUGGUCAGUACAGUCUUUGAAUGUGUCUCCUUCCCUUACAUUCGGUGUUUCAGCUUUCCUUUUCUUGAUCAAUAUUAUUGUGCAGUUGAUUUACUCGGAUUCAUUAAGUGCUCACUGGUCUUAUUACAUUGAGCAAUAUGAAGAAAGAGAGGAGGCUGAAAGAGAAGGAAAGGAUGCCCCAAAAGUUGAUCGGAAAGACUCAUAUUCCCCAUACAACCCUUCUCCAGGAGCUCAAUAUCUCUUUCCUAACAAGAGAUCGACCAAGAGCAAGUUCAAGGGCAAGAACAUCAACGGGAUGGUUUAAAAAAUCCAAGAAGUUUCACUGUAAAAUCUAUCCAAACUCAGUCAAAGCAAUAUUU